Molecule: messenger RNA, 1537 nt
Organism: Gopherus flavomarginatus (Mexican gopher tortoise)
Lineage: Eukaryota; Metazoa; Chordata; Testudines; Testudinidae
Gene: UFM1
Product: ubiquitin fold modifier 1
Exons: 6
Coding region: 83-340 (85 amino acids)
Biological process (GO): protein K69-linked ufmylation
Cellular component (GO): cytoplasm; nucleus
Source: RefSeq, a predicted model, not a curated record
GCAGCUCGGGCGGGGCGGAAGCGGCGGCGAAGGACCCCUCGGCCGGCCGGCGCGGCGGCGGUUUCUGAGCCCGGACCGGAUCAUGUCGAAAGUCACCUUUAAAAUCACGCUGACCUCGGACCCGCGGCUGCCCUACAAAGUGUUAAGCGUGCCUGAAAAUACACCUUUCACAGCUGUCUUGAAGUUUGCUGCAGAAGAAUUCAAAGUUCCUGCAGCAACAAGUGCCAUUAUAACAAAUGAUGGAAUAGGAAUAAACCCUGCACAGACAGCAGGAAAUGUUUUCCUAAAGCAUGGUUCAGAACUACGGAUUAUUCCCAGAGAUCGUGUUGGGAGCUGUUAGUAUCUACUGAGUGGUUUUGGAAUAAGUGAAAUCAUCAUGCUAAAGAGUAAAUGGUCAUAUUUAUUUUGGAAUUCUACAGUACAACUAAUGAAUCAGCCUGUUUUAAAAUUGCAAUGACUAUCUGGGAUUUAAAAAUUAAUUAAAAACAGAGUUUUUCGUUUUCCUUCCCUAUUAGCAUUUAGCAAAUCAUAAAAAGCUGGCCUGACCCUUCAUCUACUAAUGGAAGAAUGGUCUGACGUAAUGCUAUGUUCUUGAAAGCAGGAUGGACCUCUUUCUUUUUAGUAACAGAACCUCUUAGGAAAUGUUAUUGAAAACAAAAGGGAAAACCUUGACAGUAGAGAUAUAUAACUGUGACUGAUAGAUUAAUAAUAGAAUCCUGUAUUUAGACAUUUAUUUUGUGAAAGGAGAAGCUGUAUUUGAUUUUUAGAAAAGGAGACCAUUAGGAAAAAAUUCUUUCCUACUGAAAGCUAAAAAACAUUAGUCUAAGCCCUGAAUUAUGUAUAAUGUACAUUGUCAAACUCAAAGAAACAAUUUUCCUCACAGUUAAAAUUUUCAGUCCAAAUAGAAGGGGUAUCUUGAAAACUUCAGAUUCUUUUGUUACUGAAAUAUGCAGAGAACUUCUAAGAAAUGUAAAUACUUGGCUAUAAUCAUAAGUUACUGGAAAAAAAAUAAUUAAAGAAAAAUAAAUGUACUUUUGUUAAAUCUUCAUUUGAGCUUCAUUGGUCAAACUAGCUUUUACAAAUUUUCACUGAUACUGGAUUUAACAUUAAAUAAAGUGCCCUCAACUGAAAGGUGUAAAAUCACAAAUCAUGGGAAUCCCAUAUGCUGUAUGAUAGGGAUUUAUCAGUUGAAUACCACAUUCCUUUAUCAGCAAACAUAUUUAUUUGAGGAAAACGUCUUAGUUUAUGGCUAUUGUAUGUUACUUGGGAAACAGUGGUGGAAUCACUUGAAUGUUUGUAUGUUCAGAAAUUAAGCAUUUUGUUUAUAAAGUGUCUGAAGUUAAAUUGUUACAUCAACCAUGGACCUGCAUUGGAGAAAGCAGUUUGUCUUGUUUUGACACACAAUCAUAUAUUGUAGUUUCAAGCUAGUAUGCAUUUUGCCAAACAACUCAUCAUGCAUUUUAUCUAUACCUCAUACAUUUAAUUUAUUGAGGUUACAAAAAAUUGAACAAUAAACGAUAAUACUUUAGAAAAACAA